ACACUUCCGCGUCCCAUCGCCGGCUCGUCCCUCUCUCGAACCACCCAUCGCCCCAGCCGUCGUAAUCUCUCCUCUCAAGCCGUAGCCCCGAGUCGACUCCCCUCCUCAUCCCAAUUUACCAAACCCUAACCCUAGCAGCUCGUCCCCCAUCUCACCCAGCGCGCGCGCGGCCGCCGUGGCGGGCGACCGAGGAUGCCGUCCGGGUCUACGCAGUUCCGGUACACACAGACGCCGUCCAAGGUGCUGCACCUACGGAACAUGCCGUGGGAGAGCACUGAGGAGGAGCUCGUCGAGCUCUGCAAACCAUUCGGCAGGGUUGUGAACACCAUGUGCAACGUCGGAGCCAACCGCAACCAGGCCUUCGUGGAGUUCGCAGAUCAAAACCAGGCAAUUUCAAUGGUUUCAUAUUAUGCUUCAUCUUCAGAACCUGCCCAAGUUCGUGGUAAAACUGUGUAUAUCCAGUAUUCAAAUAGGCAAGAAAUAACAAACAAUAAAGGCACUGGUGAUUCUUCUGGCAAUGUCCUGCUUGUCACCUUUGAAGGUGUCCAGCCUAAUGAUGUUAGCAUAGAUGUUAUCCAUUUGGUAUUUUCUGCUUUUGGGUUUGUUCACAAGAUAGCAACGUUUGAGAAAGCCGCUGGUUUCCAGGCACUUAUCCAAUAUACUGAUGCUCCAACUGCUCUAGAGGCAAAAAAUUCGUUAGACGGAAGAAGCAUACCGAGGUAUCUACUGGCUCAACACGUCAGCAUUUGUCACCUGCGCAUUACAUUUUCUGCGCACAAAGAUUUGAAUAUUAAAUUUCAAUCACAUCGCAGCAGGGAUUACACAAAUCCUUAUCUUCCUGUUAAUCCAACUGCAAUCGAGGGAAUCGCACAGCCCAUGUUAGGCUCUGAUGGGAAGAUUAAGGAGCCAGAGAGCAAUGUACUUUUAGCAUCAAUCGAGAACAUGCAGUAUGCUGUGGGAGUGGAUGUUCUACACACUGUGUUCUCUUCUUUUGGUGCUGUCCGAAAGAUUGCAAUGUUCGAGAAGAAUGGUGGAAUGCAGGCUCUAAUUCAGUAUCCAGAUAUAACAACAGCAGGAGUUGCUAAACAAGCUCUGGAGGGACAUUGCAUAUAUGAUGGUGGUUACUGUAAGCUUCAUCUGUCAUACUCUCGUCAUACUGAUCUGAAUGUGAAGGCACAUGACGAGAGAAGCAGAGACUACACCGUCUCGGAUCCUAGUGCUCAGGUACAAGCUGCAGGUCAAGCCCCUGGUCUAAGCACUCCUGGAGCAGCAUGGCAAAGCACCACCCCUGCUGCUUUUUAUGGAAGCUCAGCAAGAGCGGCCUCUAUCGGACAAGUGCCAGCCUGGAAUCCUAACAUGCAGCGAGGGGCGUUUGCACCUGCAUCAACCUCGUACCCUACCCAAUUAUUGAUGGCAAACCCAGGCCCGCACUUUCCAGCAGUCGGAUCAAGCUCUGGUGCUCCUCCGAUGUUGUACCAAGCUUCGCAGCAGAUGGCACAAUAUGGCACAGCCCCUGCUGCUCUGCCUCAUGCAGCCUUGUCUGGCGAACCGAUGUACUUCCCAAAAUGAGCUAUUCAUCCGAUAGAGCAGUUGCCUAUGCUUUGUGCAGCACCUCUCGUCUUCAAUUUUUGGAACUGCACUGUAAUGCCGAUCUGUUUUUCUUGGUACUUGUGAGACCCCUGUGGCAAAUGUACCUGUCUGGCUGUUGGUGCCUGUAAGCUGCACAGCAAAAUGGAAAAUUACUCGAGCCGUGUCAGUUCAAUCCAAAACCUGAUGUUCUUUCUGCGCUUGAUAA
Messenger RNA from Aegilops tauschii subsp. strangulata, 1795 nucleotides. RefSeq names its product polypyrimidine tract-binding protein homolog 1. The record is from RefSeq and is a predicted model, not a curated record. Gene Ontology annotation, molecular function: RNA binding. NCBI's taxonomy places the organism in Eukaryota, Viridiplantae, Streptophyta, Magnoliopsida, Poales, Poaceae.